AUGGCUGAGGCACCUCAGCAGCAGCAGCAGGAGGUGAAAGAGGAGGAGGAGCAGCUGGAGAAGGAGCAGCAGGAGAAGGAGCAGCCGAGUCCUGCGGAGACGACGGAGCCCAGCGAAGGGUUCGAGGAGGCAAAGGAGAGCGCCCAGAUGACCCCGACCCGACCUCUGCUGUCCAUGAGGUCCAUGAGCAGCGUGGACCCAGAGGACAACUCCCCCAACAUGAUCGUCUACAGAAAGAUUGAAGACAUCGUCACUCGUAUCCAGGACGAGACGGAGGGUGUUGCCAUCAGAACUGUCAAAAGCUUCAUGACCAAAAUCCCCAGUGUCGUCACAGGUGCAGAUAUCGUACAGUGGAUGAUGAAGAACUUGGCCAUUGAAGAUCCAGCCGAGGCCAUGCACAUCGGGAGUCUCAUCGCAGCUCAGGGAUACUUCUUCCCUAUCUCAGAUCACGUUCUCUCGCUCAAAGAUGACGGCGCAUUCUAUCGCUUUCAGGCACCGUAUUUCUGGCCGUCCAACUGCUGGGAGCCUGAAAACACUGAUUAUGCUAUCUAUCUGUGCAAGCGGACCAUGCAGAAUAAGACCAGGCUGGAGCUGGCAGAUUAUGAGGCGGAGAACCUUGCCAGGCUGCAGAGAGCCUUUGCCAGGAAGUGGGAGUUUAUCUACAUGCAGGCUGAGGCCCAGGUCAAGAUCGACAGGAAAAAGGAUAAAACCGAGCGGAAGAUCCUUGACAGCCAGGAGAGGGCCUUCUGGGACGUCCACCGACCCGUGCCUGGAUGUGUGAACACCACAGAGAUGGACAUCAGAAAAUGUAGACGCAUGAAGAACCCUCAUAGAGUUAAGAAGUCGGUGUACGGUUUGGCAGAGGAGGGAACGCAGGCGCAGAGUCCGAUACACACUCCUUCACACCUCAGCAGGAAAGGCACCAAGGAGGACGUCGAGAAAGAGAUCUUGUUCCUGAACCUGCAGCUCGAUCGUCACUGCAUGAAAAUGUCUAAAGUCGCUGACAGUCUGAUAACCUACACAGAGCAGUAUAUGGAGUAUGACCCGUUUGUGACUGCAACAGAACCAUCAAACCCCUGGACCAGCGAUGAUCCGUCCUCCUGGGAUCUGGAGGCGAGUAAGGAGCCCAGUCAGCCGCGGGUGAAGAAGUGGGGUUUCUCUCUGGAGGAGGCCCUGAAGGACCCCGCAGGACAAGAGCUCUUCCUCAAGUUCCUGGAGUCAGAGUUCAGCUCGGAAAACCUGCGGUUCUGGUUGGCGGUGCAGGACCUGAAGAGGAGGCCUCAGCAGGAAGUUGCACAAAGGGCGCAGGACAUUUGGACGGAGUUUCUGGCCGAGGGAGCACCCAGCUCCAUCAACCUGGACUCUCACAGCUACGAACGCACCAGCCACAACCUGAAAGACCCCGGACGAUACAGCUACGAGGACGCGCAGGACCACAUCUACAAACUGAUGAAAAGUGACAGCUACGCACGCUUCCUGCGCUCCAACGUCUACCAGGACCUGCUGAUGGCGAAGAAGAAACCGGAGACGGAGCAGGGACGACGCACCUCCCUGGAGAAGUUCACUCGCAGUGUGGGCAAGUCGCUGACGGGCAAACGACUCACGGGCCUCAUGCAGUCAUCCUGACAAGGCCUGGAUCCAGAGUAGGAAGAACCAUACCCAGAAGAGCCGCUUACACCUGGGGAGCAGGCGGAAAAGAACCCCGGGGCGUUUGGGUGUGGCUGCGCGAGGCGGGUGAGAGCCACCCAACGAGCCCCCGAACCGCCAGACUGGACCGCCGCCACGUUUGAAACCCCCACCCCUCACCCCUCCACUCGGAUUUAGUUGAAGAGGAGCGACAGCAUGCAAUAAGUCACCAGACCUGACACCAGGACAGUGCUGUCACCGUGUAGAGGAAAAACAAUGCUACUCUUCUAAAGGAGGUUUCUACUCGGACGCCUGCACCUUAGCAGGCCCUGUUGUUUCUCUAUCUACUAUCUACACUCAUGUUAUCACGGGGGCUGCGGAGGCCUUCACUUUACUUUCAGCGAUAUAAACAUGGAAUGCUUGAAUGCCUUGACUGAUGUCAAAAAGAGACUUAAUUAAUGCCGUAGCUAGAUGUUUCAUGUCACACCACCAUCACUAUGGGAUGAUAUAAGGGAGGUUUACACGGACCGCGGGUUUGUGUUAGCGGGCGGAGAGGUGCACCAACUACUUAGUAAAUGAGCUUUUGGAUCGAGUGGGAUGACACAAGAUUAACGUCCUCUGGGUGUUUGAUUCUGGUUCAGUUUCACGGUGUGUGGUCACGUUUUAUACGAAUGGUUCCUGCAGUUGAAAAGAACUGAAACACACAGAGACAUCGGAAAUCUAUGCAUUCCACCGAAACAUCUUUAUUUUUAAUUUGAGGCACGAUGGAAGUAGCGUUAGAGGAAUCUUGACAAAUCGAGGACGUACAUGUAUGUAAGGAUAAUUAAGAUUUAGCACAUAGUAUUUUAACCUAUUUAAGAAAUUUGUUGAAUGACCGUUAAAGACUCUGUGUGUUGUAUUCACAUCAACUAAUGUGUUGUAUUCUUAUUACAGAUUAGACUGAUUAAAACCCUCGACACGUUGACCUGCUCAGGAUCAGUAGAUCUGACCUGGAAACAGGUAAACCAGAAAUUAUUUUUGUUUUAAUCGUCUGCACAAAUUGUACAAGAUCUUGUUUCUAUAUUGGCACCAAUAUCAUUUCUUGGAUGAUCUCACCCUCUGAGAGAGAAACGUUCACCACUGCCUCUGUAAGCACAUUUUCUAUUAAAAGCACAGCUUCACAACAGCAGCGUUGAACAGACAGAGGUGUAAUCUUGUUGUCAUUGAAGGAAAGGUUGAUGAUCUCACAAAAACAAAAAAAACGGGUGCUCUACUCCAAACGAGUGAGUUGUUGUUGAAUUAGUCUUGAUUCUAUCUUCUAAACAUUCCACUUGUUGGGCUGACCUCCAACCAUUCUUCACCAUAUGUAAAGAGGACCAUGAUAAUAAAAGAGGAAUGCUCACUGAAGAGAGGCACUGGUUAUUUCACGUGUGUCCAUCUGAUCUCAUCAGGGGCUGCAGGGAAAUUCAGCUUUCCAUCACAGGAAAUAGAGAAAAAGUGACAUUUACAGAAAAAACCCUGAAGCAACGGAACCAAACAGCUCAACAGACGAAAGGUACAUCUGCUGGAAGUAGUCACACACUGCCCUCUAGUGCAUUCAGAGGGGAAGUGCUGGUCAAUGUCUCAAUAACCACUUUCUCUUGAUGACUAUGCAGAAGAUCUAAUUAAAGCAGGCUGACAAUUAA
Messenger RNA from Paralichthys olivaceus (Japanese flounder), 3290 nucleotides. Lineage: Eukaryota; Metazoa; Chordata; Actinopteri; Pleuronectiformes; Paralichthyidae. The record is from RefSeq and is a predicted model, not a curated record.